This is a messenger RNA of Alnus glutinosa, 894 nucleotides long. RefSeq lists its product as uncharacterized. The coding region runs from base 1 to 894 and encodes 297 amino acids. The record is from RefSeq and is a predicted model, not a curated record. The transcript is spliced from 2 exons. NCBI's taxonomy places the organism in Eukaryota, Viridiplantae, Streptophyta, Magnoliopsida, Fagales, Betulaceae.
AUGCACGGAGUGUACACCCAAUUGAUGUACAAAUAUCAUUACUAUGGUUUCAAUUGCCAUAUGAAAGGUAGGAGUUUCUGGAGUGUGAAUAUCCCUCAGGAUUGUUCUUGCUGUUGGAGAAGUCUUCUUAAACUUCGGAAUGUUGUUAGGGACUUUAUUUUUUUUGAGGUUGGAAAUGGUCAGAAUAUUCAUUUAUGGUUUGAUAAUUGGCAUCCUUGUGGUGUGUUGAUUGAGAGGUAUGGUUCUCGGGUUGUUUAUGAUGCUAGAAGUGGGCUAAAUUCUAAACUUUCUUCUGUUUUGAGUAAUGAGAAUUGGUGCUGGAAUCCGGCCAGGUCUGAGGAUCUUGUUGCUAUUCAAAAUCGCCUACCUGAAAUUGUUUUGGGCCAUGUUGAUAAGCCAGUUUGGAAGAUUGCUCGAAAUGGUUCUUUUGUGAGUUCUGAAACCUGGAUUUUCUUGAGGGAUAAGAAAGCUGAAGUUGAAUGGUGGCAUCUGAUUUGGUUUCCUUAUGCUAUCCCAAAACAUGCCUUUAUUCUUUGGUUAGUAGUACAUAACAGGUUAACAACAAGUGAUCGCCUUCUUGUUUGGGGUUUCAAUGGAGAUCCUCUUUGUGGGUUCUGUCAUCAUGUUUUGUUCUCGGAGGGUUACAGAAAUUGGAAGAAGAAAACUAUGUUGGGGGUUUUGUGUAGGUUGAUUUUUGGAUCUGCUAUACAUGGUUUAUGGAAAGCUAUAAAUGCUAUUCGGUUUUGUGGAGUUCCUUAUACUGAGGAGCAGAUUCUUAAGAGGAUAUUUUGGGAUGUUAGAACCCGGAUUUCUGGGAAAGGCUCUUUCAAGAAGACUAGAGAAAAUGUUUUGCUUUGUCAGAUUUGGAAUUUGGAUGAUUCUAUUUUGAACUAA